Molecule: messenger RNA, 9773 nt
Organism: Xenopus tropicalis (tropical clawed frog)
Lineage: Eukaryota; Metazoa; Chordata; Amphibia; Anura; Pipidae
Gene: arvcf
Product: ARVCF, delta catenin family member
Exons: 22
Coding region: 403-3375 (990 amino acids)
Biological process (GO): cell-cell adhesion
Cellular component (GO): cytoplasm; nucleus; adherens junction
Source: RefSeq, a predicted model, not a curated record
AUAGUCUCAUCUCGCGAGAGUGCGCCGAGCCUGUGGCAGAGCUGGCCUGCAGGAGCCGAGGAGCUGGACAUUUAAACGCCGUUGCGGGACAUUUAAAUAGCGGUGUGGGACUGCGGGCCGUGUCAUGAAUAUCGGGAUUAUUGGGCGGUACGUGCAUCUAGAGCCCAAAUUAAAGACCUUGUGAGAUGUGAUACUAUGAGGACAUAAAGCAGAGUGUAAGAUAUGAUUUGUAACAAGGUGGAGAGCUUAGGCAUUUAGAAGCAGAAAUACAACUUUGAUGCCAACUCUCAAUCUUGAGGCUGCUGCUGUUCUUUCUUCUCUAAUCCUAGUGGGUGAUGUCUGAGCAUCUCUAAAGAUCCUAAUAUUCUGCUUGUUACCAGGAAGACAUCUUUCACUGCAGCAAUGGAUGACUAUGACAUAAGGUCUGCCGCCAGUAUUCUGGCCUCUGUAAAAGAGCAAGAAGCUCGCUUUGAGAGGUUGACCCGUGCUUUGGAGGAGGAACGCCGCAAUGUCUCACUCCAACUCGAGCGAGCCAACGUACCCUCUGAAAGAAUGAGCAUGUGCAACAUUGGUAAUGGCCAACCACUAGCCACAGCGUGGCAACAACUAGUACUGCAGGAGCAAAGUCCCAGUAACCAAACCUCCAUCGCCAUGAUGCAGGAACCUCCUGAAAUGCUAGAAGAAACGGUUACUGUGGAAGAAGACCCAGGAACCCCCACUUCACAUGUGUCUGUUGUUACAUCUGAAGAUGGAACCACAAGAAGAACUGAGACUAAGGUGACAAAAAUGGUAAAAACUGUUACUACAAGGACAGUUCGACAAGUUCCUCUUGGUCCUGAUGGGGUGCCUGUCAUUGAUGCCUCCUCCCCUCUCAGUGGUUACACAGAUUCAAUCGACAGGAGAUACAUGAAGAAUGGAGAGCGUUUCAUUACACCACAGGCCACAUCCACCUUGACUAGGUCCUACAACAACAGCUACAAUGAUUCCUAUGGUGACCCCCAUGACACACAGUAUCGCCCCUUCUUGGGGCAUGAAGGAUAUGGGGAAAUUCCUGAUAAUUAUGGCAGCCUAUCUCGUGGGAUUAAUUACCGCCCUCGCUAUGCUUACACUCCAGGCAAUAGCUAUCGCCCAGAGGAUGGCAGUUAUACCCUGCCCACCAGACGGGAAAACUAUGUCCCCAUUGCCCAGCCCCAAGUUCCUAUUGGAAGUAAUAUUGAUCUAAAUCGAUCCCAGCCUGAACGCUUCCAGCCCGAACCUUAUGGUCUAGAAGAUGAUAACCGCAGUCUUGGGGCAGAUGAUGAUGGCUAUGAGCUUGACCCAGAUUACUCCACAAUGAACAGGAGGGUGCUUCCUGGUAUGCCCCUUACAGGAAGACCACACAAAGCAAGGGCUUAUGAUGACCCAUUAGAAGCUGAUCUUAUUGAGGAGAGAAUUCCUUAUCUGCAUGGUGGAUAUGCAGCUCCUUUGGCUCAGCCAGAAAGAGGAAGCCUGGCCAGCAUUGACCGUUUGGGGAAACGCUCUCCUUCAAUUGACAGUAUUCGUAAAGACCCUAGAUGGAGAGAUCCCGAUCUUCCUGAGGUCAUUGCUAUGCUUAAUCACCCCAUCGACCCAGUCAAGUCCAAUGCAGCAGCCUAUUUGCAGCAUCUUUGCUACGAAAAUGAUAAAAUCAAGAAAGAUGUGAGGUACCUCAAAGGUAUUCCUACCCUUGUGGGCUUGUUAGAUCACCCUAAGCCUGAGGUGCAUCGCAAAGCUUGUGGAGCACUUCGGAACAUCUCUUAUGGAAAAGAUAACGAAAACAAGGUGGCAAUAAAAAAUUGUGAUGGUAUCCCUGCCUUGAUCCGACUACUACGGAAGACAAAUGACAUGGAAGUCAGAGAGCUCAUAACCGGCACUCUCUGGAACCUGUCCUCAUAUGAACCUUUAAAAAUGGUGAUCAUCAACCAUGGCCUACAGACCCUCACCAAUGAGGUUAUCAUCCCUCACUCUGGCUGGGAGAAUGAACCUAAUGAGGACUCCAAGCCCCGGGAUGCAGAGUGGUCAACUGUUUUCAAAAACACUUCUGGAUGUUUAAGGAAUGUAAGCUCAGAUGGUGCGGAAGCACGCAGACGAUUGCGUGAGUGUGAUGGGCUAGUGGAUGCGUUGCUGCAUGCGCUUCAGUCUGCUGUGAGCAAAAAGGACACUGAUAACAAGUCCGUGGAAAACUGUGUGUGUAUCAUGCGGAACCUCUCCUACCAUGUCCACAAGGAAGUCCCUGGGGCUGACAGAUUUCAGGAAAAUGAGCUCAACCAACAAGGUGGAAUAGGGGGUCAGCAAAAAAAGAAGAAAGAUGAUGCCGGCUGCUUUGGGGGUAAAAAAGCAAAAGAGGAGUGGUUUAACCAAGGGAAAAAGAAUGGAGACACAGACAAGAACUUUGACACUCUUGAUUUACCAAAAAGAUCAGAGUCAGCAAAAGGUUUUGAACUUCUGUACCAACCAGAGGUGGUGCGUCUGUACUUAUCUAUCCUGACAGAGAGCCAAAACUACAAUACAUUGGAGGCUGCAGCAGGAGCCCUACAGAACCUCAGUGCUGGGAACUGGACUUGGUCAACCUAUAUCCGUGCCACAGUGCGCAAGGAGAGGGGCCUGCCAGUGCUGGUGGAGCUUCUUCAGUCUGACUCUGACAAAGUGGUAAGGGCUGUUGCAAUUGCUCUGAGGAACCUUUCUAUGGAUCGGCGCAACAAGGACUUAAUAGGUAACUACGCCAUGGGACAGUUGGUUCGCAACUUGCCUGGAGGACAGCAACGUCCCGCAAAAAACCUUGAGGAAGACACUGUGGUUGCUGUUCUGAACACCAUUCAUGAAAUAAUCACAGACAGCUCAGAGAAUGCCCGAUCCUUAAUACAGACACAGGGGAUUGAAAAGCUUAUAACUAUAAAUAAAUCCAGUCAGUCUCCAAGGGAGGUGAAAGCUGCCUCACAUGUCCUGCAGAUGGUUUGGAGCUACAAGGAGUUACGAGGGGCACUACAGAAGGAGGGCUGGAACAAAGCAAACUUCCAGACUGCUGUGUCAACACUGCCAAAAGGAUCCAAAGGAAAUGGGAAAUCGGGAUUUGAUGACAGCACGCUACCGCUGGUAGAUAAAAGCCAAGUAAACAAGAAAUCUGGAAGUCGUGAUAUGAUUCCCAUGGGAGAGCUGGGCCCUGAUGGAUACUCCACCAUUGAUCACCGAGACAAGGAACGUAAAUACAGAUCCAAUGAAAGCAUGGGGGAUAUGUCGGAGAAGGAACCCUUAAAGAAUGACUCAAAUAAGAAACACAUUACCCGGAGUAACAGGCCAACUGUGAAUCUGGUGGACGUACGAGACACUAAACCUCAGCCUGUUGACUCCUGGGUCUAAUUUUUGCAUGCAUGGGUUAAAUCUGCAGUGACUUUUUGGGAAGACAUUUUUUUUUUUGAUUACUAUUUUUUUUUUUUUUUAACAAUGACAAAUUUGACUACAUGUAGGAUGCAUCAUUAUCCACCACUGCCAUGCCCAUUUUGCAGACGGACCAUUUAUAAAUCCCUUUGAGUAAAGGGGUCGAAUGAAAACUGCCAUCUGCUUUAUCUAAGAACCAAACUGUGAUCAUCGCCAAAAAAACGCUGUUGCUUGAUUUUUUUCCUUCCUCUGAAAUGACGCUUUUUUUUUAGUACAUAUGUAUAGUAUAUAUUCAAAAGCAACAUUCCCCUUAAGGAUCCCGCACCUUGUUUCCAUUUAAUAUGGUUUCUGUUCUCCUGGAUGGGGGUGAUGGUGCCGUGCAGGUGGUACAACUGGUAGACAUCAGGGUGGGAAAUUGUUUUUGUCCGACUGCGGCCCUGCACCAGAAUGUCACAGCCACAUCAUUUUAGCAGAAUAUGGAAAAUAUGAGCACUUUUGUUUUGCCUCUUCCUCAGAUUGAACUGUGAAAUUUUUUAUUAUUUGGACUGAGGUGCAUUCAAUUUCAUUCUUUUUUUUUUCUAUUGAGAAGUGAUGGGUAUUUCAUUGGGUUUAGGUUUUUAUUAGAAUGGAGAAUAAAGAAAGUAGGCCAGGCUGGAAACGUUGGACAAUAUACUGAUGGCAAGCUAGCAUCGUUGUGAAACGCGUUGCUGGGCUCUUCACGACAGAAAGCGGAUGGAAUGUGAAUUUAAAGGCUUCCGAUGUGCAUUGCAAGAAAGCCUAUGGUUGUGUUUUACCUGUGACUGAAAGACUGAAGUUUUUCUGGUUCAGUCCUGAUUUUAGCAGGAAUUUUACCCUGAGCGUGCAUGCCAUAAAUGGGAAUGCAAUUUGAACUCUGACUUGUGCAGCUCUCAAUUUACUGAUGUUUCCAAAGCCAGCUCAUCUAUACAUAGAGAUAUAUGAUGAAGCAUACACAGAACUGGACCACUGAGUUCCUACCUACCUGGAUUUACAGCGUCACAAGGAGGCUUUGAAGUCGGAGCUCUCACGUGGUUGCAAUCUGUGUGAAAACAAACAUUUCUGCUGUAUGAUAACAUUGCCUUUUAACUUGUGUUCUCUUUCCACUUGCAUUGUAACUGACUUAAGGAAUUACCAUCUCUCGAUGCCUGCACUAUGCUCUGUAGGAGUCCAUGCUGGUUCUCAUCUAACACUAUUAUGGUCACCAGAACCACUCUAGGACUUUUAUCAUGAAACCAUUGAAGAAAACAUAACCUUUUGAUUAAAAUAACGAAUCACAGUUGCUGUUGACUUUCAAUGUAUUUUCAUUAGGUGCUCAAUGAAUCUUGCUACAAAGAAGGUGGUUUUAAGUUUCAUUCUUUUAAAUAUAUGGUGGGGUUUGGGUUUUGUAUUACUCUUAAUGUUUUCUGGACUGUCAGUAGAGCUUUUCUUGGCCGUAUAAAUAGCAUUGAUGUAAACGAAAACCUAACAUCCCCAUCCUUUGACCUUUUGUUGUUGGGAUGGUUACGUGUUGCUGUUAGCCCUCUGAGAUUCCCAUGGAAUUAAUUGGUUAGAGCAAAUGGAAUCCACCUCUUACAAGGUUUUGGGACCAAUCAGAAGUUCAGCAAGGUUUUUGCAGAAUAAACAUUUAAAUUCUGCUGUUUCGCUGAUGGAGCAAACAGAUUGGUUCUCAAUUUCAUGUCCUCUUUCUGAGCAGUACGUUUCCCAUACCAUUCCACUAGGAAAGUGAUUCCGCAAAGACCGAGGCAGGUUGAGAAAAAGGAAAUAAAUGGGAUCUCCCCAUACUAGAAGGAACUGUUUACAGCUGACUUUGUUACAAACUCCCACUGUAGCUUGUAUGUCUUUUACAGAUUUAUAACAGAGAACUUUAUUUAUUCUGAUUUUAUAUAUUCAGUGUGUACCAUAAUAUAAAACUUAAACAAUUGCUCCUGGUAUGAAACAUACAAUUUUAUUAACGGUUGCAUUUGUAAAGGGCAACUGUAUCCUGUAAUAUGCUGAUCAGUUACAUUGCUUGCCCCUUCUGCUUACAAGAUGUGAUUUCCAGGUUGUGGUCUAGCUCAGUUUAAAUAUCUGGUUUCAUUGGUUUUAAUCUAAGCCUCCCUACCUACCAGAGCAAAUAGUGUCUUUGUGUCACUUGUUGGAGAUACACCAAUGAAUAAUGAAGUAUGGAAUGUUACCAAGUUUACUAAUAACCUAUGGUGCAUCAAAAUCCUAUUGCCUAGUUCACCUGAUGCUUAGAUACUGUUAAUUCUGUGCUGUCUGGCACACUAUGUAGUAGAAUGCUAAGAAAUUGUUGUUAGAGGGGACCUGUCACCCUAAGAUAUAAUUACAACUUCCUAUUGUGUUUGUCAAGCAUAAUAAACACAAUUUACACUUUUUAAAUAAUACACAAUCACCGCAAGCUGACAGGUGCCAUUUUGUGGGCACUAUUAAGGCAAGCUUUGUAUCAUUAUGUGCCAGAAUGGGGGACCUGAUGCACAAGCCCAUGCAUUAGUUACACAACUAGAUAGUGAAAAGGAAGGGGGAAAGUGAGUGCUGAAUGGAAAGUGAAAUAAUUGUCUGCCCCGCCUCUAUGCCUAAGGUAGAGGCGGGGCAUGCAGUAUAUGAUUGACAGCUGGAAGUUUUAAAUGCAUUUAUAAUGGAUAUGGAUGUGUUAAGAAAAAAAGGAGUUUGAGUUUCAUAUUUAAUCUGAAAAGGGCUUUUAUUAUACAGCUUUUGAUGUCUGGGUGACAGGUCCUCUUUAAUGUGCUUUUCAAAGUGUGAAAUCUAGAAGGUGCCCCAAAGGCUCCUGAAAUCGAACUCUAAUUUAGAAACUGCCAUGCUACUCAGUCCAAAACAGAUUGUCAAAUAAUCAGACUAAAGGUGUUCCUCUAUAUCAGGGCUGUCCAACUGUAGGUCCAUGGAGCAGAUGUGGCCCCCCCAGUCUGCUCAAAGCCUAUAUAGACCUCACUGUAUCAUCAUCGUCAUAAUUUUAAUGUUAUCUGGCCCUCCAACAUACUGUAUGAGAAAUAAUUUGCCCACUACAAGUAAUAGCACAGCACUGCUCUAUAGAAUAAAGGUGAUCCUCUAGAAAUGCAGCAACACAAAAACACACCUUUUGUCUUUGUAUAUUUCAUUUAAUUUCUCUGCAAUAUAGAACAGAACCCUUAUCUUGUAUAGGUCUUCGCCAACCAUGCACAGCAGCUGUCACUUGAGCCGUAGGAUUCUUUAUCAAACAAAUCCCUUUGCUUGAGUGUCUCCUGGCAACAUCUCAAUGGCAAAAUUGCACUGAUCUGAUUAUGCGGCAUGUAGACUAUAUAGACUUUUGAAGCAGAUAUAUACGACUGCAUUACCGUUAAAUGUAUGAAACAUGUUUGUGCUACUGCCACUUUAAGGCCUAGCAAUACCAACAUUUAUGACUUUGUUUUUAACACCAUCCUUUCUAGUAACCCAUAAAAAAAUGAAGCAUUUAUUAUUGUUUAAUUUCCUUAUAAAAUGCAACUCAAGGUGUUACCUUAUCAGCCAUGAGAGUGGCGGAACUCCAAUCCCUGUGCGAGACUAUUUCUCUUAAGAUGGUGGCAUUGCCAUUUCAUCUCCACCAGGUAAGCUGGGUUUUUAUUUAGUAAGAAACCCAAAUGUAAUUUUAAAAAAGUUAAAGUAAAUGCUUGAAAAUUGAGUGUGCAGGCUUAAAUAGUGGGGUAAUAAAUGGAGACUGUAUCCCUUUAGGCUGUUUCCACUGUGUUUAUAAACUCCCUGCAGAAUGCACAUGGUACAUCGCCCAAGGACAAGGCUUAGCCGACUGUCACUUUUGGCUGUGCCAGCUGAGCUGCUGGAUUCUAGGCCUUAGGUUAAUGGCGCUCAUUCACCUGAAAAUGCACGCUUGAACAUUGUAGGCUGAAUCGGCCCUAUGUGUACAGAAACCAACAAUUUCUGUAAAUGGCAAGAGGUCAGGACAGGAUGGGCCAGUGACAGAUGCUUCUUCUCUGGUCUACAAUCCUCCGAGUGUGACAUUUGGGAGUCUAUUGAUUAUCAUUGGAGACAAACCUAACCGGUGAUUUUGUCCAUAGAAAACAAAAUGGUUUGGUUGCCAACUUGUAGGUAACUGCUCAAAUCUUAUUGUUGGUUGCUAUGGGCAACAUCAUCAGUGAUGUUUGUCUCCAAUGUUAAUAAAUGCAUCCCUAAGUGUAACAUUUAUCAGCUGAGCUGAAAGUGAAGUCACACAGUAAAUAAGAACCCACAGCAUUCUUGGCACAAAUCGCUUUCAGUUGUAAAUAAGUGAUAUUGUGAAGCUGCUCAAAAGGUGCCAUGUCCACAUUGGUAAAUGUCACAUCUACCAUAACAAUUACAAAUAUCUCGUGACUACCACAGUGACUCUGUAGUAAUGUGAAUUCUUUUUUGUGUGUUCUCCAACCAGCACCACAAGUAGGGCUGCCAGCUGGCUGGUAUUUUACUGGCCAGGCCAGGCUAAAUGACUCUUCAUGUCAAUGUGACUGGGUUACUGAGAUGUUCAGAGGGCUAGUGAGAUGUUCUGCACAUUUAUGGGGUUAUGUAAUAAAAGGUGCUAAGUUUGCCCAGGAACUGUAAUCCAUUGGUUGCUAUGGGUUACUACUACCAGGCGAACUUAAUGCUUUUUAUUACAUAUCGGGGAGUCUGCAGUAGAUUUGCCUUGAAUUCCAAUACACACACAUACAAUAUGCAAAAGUAAGGCCCAUCACUACUUGUGUUCUUUUUGACAAACUGGAAUAGACACUUAACCCUGAACUAUAUUCUGUGCUUCAUUGAUCCUGAUACUGGGGAAUGCAUGUGCAUGCUGUUAGCAAAGCAUUGGGUUUGGGGCCCUUCCUUUCCCUGGUUUAUUUUGGCUUCUCAUUGUUCCGCUCAUUACUCUGUUCUCCAACAACAAUAACCGGGGGACAAUCACACCUGACUUAGGGGUUUUGGGAGCAGAUAAAGAAGAUUAUGGGACCAAGAAAAACUCAAUGGAUAAUUAUGGUGAGGUGGUAUAAGAAUAUAAAUACGGUCGUCUCAAUAUUUCCUUUUACGCAAGGUGUGAACAGAUCCCCUUUUUAUUUGCCUUUAUAUUUAGAUAGUCAAAGCUUAUUCUGUGCAAACAACGGCACAAGACAAAAGGAUUACGCCACUGUUAGUUCUCCCAUCAAGAAAGCAGCCCUUUUCUCCCAUUUACUUCAAUGCAUUAGCCAUAAGGUAUAAAGGCAUAUUUGCAUUAAGACCUGUGCAGAAGAGCUGCUGUAUUGCUCCCCCCAUUGUGAGAUUUAGGGCAUUCAUCUCAGUCACUGGUCUGGCUUUAUAUUUUUAGUAGUGUAUUAUACUUGUGUAUGUUUUAGACAUUUUGUCCUGGGCUUGCAGACCCGCUGGUCCAUAUACCAUGGUGCUUGCCUCUCAGAACUACAUUUUUACUAAUACUGGGUGCCGAAAGCUUUGUAGCUGGAAGCCCUCUGAAUAAACCAUAUUUAUGCCAUUAUCAUGCCCAAGUGUAUUUGCUGUAUUUUCUGAUAUUUGACAUCUUCCCAUGGUUCCUUGACACACAAACUCCAUUUUUGUACUUUUACUGUUUCUACAAGCUGACAUUUUAAUGGACUUGGGGGAAAUAUUUAAUUGUACAUUCUUUUUGGAAGGAUGUCUGACACGGUAAGCAGGAUAUGUUGGCAAUAGUCUGGCCAGUCACAUGUUUUGUGCCACAUAUAACCCUGGGAGAUAUUUGUGCAGGUAAGCAUGGCUGCAGAAGUAAAGAGAUUGCAGAUGGAUUGGGUAAAAUCAGUGCCAACAUGUGCAGGGCUCUAUAAUGGGCACCACAGGGAACAAUAGCCUGCCUCCCCAACUGUAAAUAUUCCUUUUUGUCAAUCACUUUCCCCCUUUCUCUGCCUCAGCCUCCAGUGACCCCUUGGUGUGGAACCCUGGCUGCAGCAUGGAGCCAGCUAUGUGCAAUGGGCACUGGGGCUGGGCAGGGAAAGGUUAGAAGAGAAAGUAUUAAGACCCAGCUUCUUUGUACUUAGUCGCAGAUGUGUUUGUAAUGAUCAUGUGCCUUAAACCAAGAAACAUUCAUAACUCAAAUAAAAGUAGAAAAAUGAAGAAACUUGCAUCCAAUUUUUUCUUGUAUUCAUUCUCAUUGUUGGGUCGGUUGGACCUUGCGUUGUGUUUUAGAUAUGUAAUAUAAAGAAUCCAUGACACACAUGGGGAGCAGUUGCGGAAACGAUUUGUGGGUUUUUUUGUAAAGUGGUAUAUUCCAAAUGAAACGUCAUGUUAGAGGGUAACCUUGUAUUAUAUGCUGAUGUAUUACUAAUCUGGAUAGGUUGAAUGCCUGUUACGUGCCAGGUGUGCAAAAUGACAAAUUUGACAUGUUUUCAAUAAAUCCUGCCUGGAACGAA